Molecule: messenger RNA, 1587 nt
Organism: Neodiprion virginianus
Lineage: Eukaryota; Metazoa; Arthropoda; Insecta; Hymenoptera; Diprionidae
Product: gustatory receptor for sugar taste 43a-like
Exons: 7
Coding region: 55-1308 (417 amino acids)
Biological process (GO): sensory perception of taste
Cellular component (GO): membrane; neuronal cell body; dendrite
Source: RefSeq, a predicted model, not a curated record
GAACCAGCGGUAAAAUAAUCCAAUUGGGUACCAGCAGAUUAUCGUCGUUAAAAGAUGCGGACGUUCUUCUCAGAGCCAAAAACUUUACGGGAAGCUAUCAAGCCCUUGGUUUAUUUAAACUGGCUCUUGGGAUUGGGCAUUUUUCGACAACCGAAUCACACUGCCUUCAUGCAUUUUGCUAUGCAAUUACAUACUGUUAUUGCUAAUACGAUGAGGCUAAUCAUCACUUACAUAGGUAUGGCUGUCGCACUACAAAAGCUAGAUUACGGAAACAUGUCCCCAAUGUCUAUCAUGAUGUAUAAGACACUUAUGUGGAUAAGUUCCUGCAUCGUAGUGAGUACACCACUGUUAGUAUGGAUCCGAAAAAAGUCGUGUAGAGGGUGUUUGCAAGGGAUGACUGCCUUAGAAGAUCUGUUUCAAUCUACUCUUGGAAUUGAAAACAAUUAUAAAAAAUUACACACUCGUAUAAAUGUCCGAUCGAUCAUCGGUGUCUUAAUCGGGUCCAUAGUGAGCAUUUCGGACCAGGCCAUGAACCCAGACAGGUUUCAGGGGCCGUUAAAUAUAUGGGAUUUCUUUAUUUUCGCGGCUGUACAUCAACCAACACUCAUUAUCAUUUUAUUGGACCUCAUCUUCUGCGUAUCGAUAGAGUGUGUCAGAGAAAAAUUUCGAAGCUUGAACGACAGUCUACUCAAAUUGGCAAGACAGACUGCCACCUUGUCCUCUAAUGAAAGCCUGUCAAUUGCUGUUCGAGUUAAUGUUAAUACCACACCAAGGAAUGGAAGGGAAAGAAAGCCACUUCAGAGCAUGACGACCAAACAGUAUUACUUUUUACGGAAAAUCCGAAAAGCUCACUGGGAACUCUGCAAACUUGCAAAACAGAUUAACGACACUUUCGGACUACAAAAUUUGAUGUUUAUGGGAAUAUCGUUCGUCAUGAUUACAGGAUUAUUAUACACCAUUUAUAGUGCUUAUACAUGGCACAAUUCGACACGAUACAAAACUUUUGAAAUAACUACAGCCACCGUGUGGGUGGCCGUUUUCACGUCACAUAUUUGGAUGAUUUGUCACUUAUGCUGUAGUACCAGCAAUGAGGCUCAACGGACUAGAGAAAUUCUUUGUGAAUUUUCAACAGCAAAUAUUAAUGACGCAGAACUUCAGACCGAGGUCGACAAAUUCGCAGUACAGACGUCUCAGAAUCCCGUCAAAUUUGACGCCUGCGGUUUCUUUUACAUGGAUUACACGUUUGUUCAAAGCGUAAUUGGGUCGAUAACGACAUAUCUUGUAAUCCUUAUCCAGAUGAGUGGAUGAUCGUAAAUAGCACUGGAAGAUCAGCGACUGAGUGAUACUUACGAAAAACUUCGCACAUUGAACAUCAGUCAAUCGGCAAAUGAGAUCUUCGGUUACACAAAAUAUAAAAAUUCGUCACAAGUAACGGUUUCAAAAUUCUAAUUUAUCAUUUAAGUUAAUUGAUGAACGUUGUACAUUAGGGUGCGCCAAAAGAAUUUUUUUUUUUCAAAAGCACAUCAAAAGUUCGCAGAACAUCUCUUAUGGUAUAUCUCAUCGAAAUAUGAGGUCUUGAUAUUGAUA